Messenger RNA from Schistosoma curassoni, 606 nucleotides. NCBI's taxonomy places the organism in Eukaryota, Metazoa, Platyhelminthes, Trematoda, Strigeidida, Schistosomatidae. The record is from the annotation of a GenBank genome assembly.
AUGAAAACUACAAUAAUUUUGUUGUACAAAUGGAGGAUUGUAAUAUAUUUGGUUAUUCUCUGUUGUCUGUAUAUAUUCCUAUGGUGUCUGACGCCUUCUGAGUUUGUUUCAGAAUUUAUAAAGACUGACGAACCUCACGAGUGUGUUGCAGAUCGCCUUAAACCAUUUGCAAAAAAAAUAAAAGAUCUAGACGCAUUUAUAAUUCAGCCGGAAAACACACAGAGCAGUCUUCUUACAUUUACGGGGAAUGGUUUCAUUGGUUGUUCUUUCCAAGAAAAUAACAUAUUGAUUCACAAUAACGGGUUUUUAUCUCAAGGCACCAAGAUACCUGCACUGAUCACACUAGAUGUUCAUGGAUAUGUCAAUUUCAAAGCACUACUACUUGAUAUCCGGGACGGAUUGAUGCAUAAAAUGAGCUGUUUCAAGCAUGUGAAUGAACUAUGUGUAUCUUCCGGUACAACGGUGUACGCUCAUCGUCGGUAUCCAAGCCUUCUGAUUCAAACAUUUCGUGUCUACAAUCCUAUGGACUGGGAUAACACUGUCAAAAUUGAUAAAGGUAACCUAAGGAAUUGGACAGAACUUGUUUCGUUACGUUUUAUUCGGUAA